Messenger RNA from Clupea harengus (Atlantic herring), 1837 nucleotides. It is a transcript of the gene gpatch3, whose product is annotated as G-patch domain containing 3. Gene Ontology annotation, biological process: positive regulation of DNA-templated transcription; negative regulation of type I interferon production; negative regulation of RIG-I signaling pathway. The record is from RefSeq and is a predicted model, not a curated record. Gene Ontology annotation, molecular function: nucleic acid binding. NCBI's taxonomy places the organism in Eukaryota, Metazoa, Chordata, Actinopteri, Clupeiformes, Clupeidae.
ACCCUCUGACGUUUCAAGAAAGUAAACAAGUAUGGCGGAUUGUACAGAGGCUAGCUACUUUGCUGUUACUAACAUUCCAGUGAAAUUUAGAUCCGCUAACCUCCGAAACUACUUUAGUCAGUUUAUUGAAAGCUGUGGAUUCAUUUGUUUUCAUUACCGGCAUCGACCUGAGAUCCAAAAAGACACUGCAAGUGCCGUCGAUGAACGAAAAACAGAAGCGGCUGAGACAGAGGCUAAUGUUACAGUUAUAUCAUCCCAGAGCAACGAUGAGGACACGAAUCCUCCGACGGAUGCCCCUCAAAGUACGGCUACAGUCGUGAACAACGUGAAAUCUUGUUGUUGUGUGGUGUCAGUCCACUCAAAGGAAGCAGACCGGUUCGUGAAAAUGUACUCAGGAAACCAGUGGAUCGAUCCAAAGGGAAACUGGCUGGCUAGGUGUUGUAUCAUCAAAAGAGUACGAGUUUCCUCUCUGAGUGGUGAUGACGCCUUUCCAUACAAGACAAAGGCGGAACAGCGGCGCAGAGUGGCCCUGAGCGAGUGCUUUACCGAAGCCGACUUGAAGGCGCUGCCUGAGCUCAACCCUCCUUCCCUAAUGACCGCUGGUAAUGUGGGCACGCCCGUCACCGUCUUCCUGCAGCUCAUCCAGUCCUGCCGCCUGCCCCCGCGCCUCAUCCGCAAAUUGGGCCUCAUCUUCCCUAAGACAGGCUCCCGUCGGCGCUACGGCAACGUGCCCUACCUCUACCGUGGCUCCCGUGAGGUCGUCGCCACCGCUACGGAAGAGAACGUGUUCACAGCGGGAGGCCAUGAGAUCUGUGGCCCUGGAAAAGUGCCUCCUCCUGGGGUUAGAGGUGUAGCUUCUGAGGGGUCCAGUAGCGCCCCGGAGAGAGAGGAACAACCAGAGCCAGAGGAGGGGCAGGAUGACACGCAAUCUGAUGCUGAUGACGACGAUGACCGCUGUGAGGAGUGGGAAAGGCACGAGGCUCUGCACGAGGACGUGACCAGUCAGGAGCGCUGCAAGGAGAGGCUGUUUGAGGAGGAGAUCGAGCUCAAGUGGGAGAAGGGAGGAUCCGGCCUGGUCUUCUACACAGACGCCCAGUAUUGGCAGGAGGAGGAAGGAGAUUUUGACGAACAAACUACCGAUGACUGGGAUGUGGACAUGGGUGUUUACUACGACAAAGAUGGCGGAGACAUGGACUCGCGGGAUUUUGUGCAAAUGCAUAAGGAUUGGAGGUUAAGGGAGGGGCUGGAGGAAGCGUCCAGCUCCCAGCAUCACAUCGGAAGCUUUGAGAAGUUUACCAAGGGCAUGGGAAGGCGUCUGAUGGAGAAGCAGGGCUGGAAAGAUGGUGAUGGGUUGGGCCAUAGUCAAGUGGGCUUAGCUGAAGCUUUGGAGAAUGAGGGACAACAUCCAAAGUGCAAGCGAGGCUUUGGUUACCAUGGAGAAAAAUUGAACUCCUUUCUUCCAGCGAAAAAAAGAAAAGACUUUCUCAUUUCCACAAUAUAUGACGAUCCCCUAGACAUUGAUAAGGGCGACAGUCUCAUGCGGCGUCAUCCAACCACCAGCCUGAAGUACAGAGAAUGGCGGUCAGGGGGCACCAUUGGCCCAAAAAGAUGACGAUGUUGAAACGUUCAUGAUUUAAAUCAUGAUUUUUUUUUACAGAUUUCAGAGGAAAAAUGUGAGGGGGAUAUUUUUUUAUGUUUUGAGGUCAAAAGAAGAAACAGUUAUGUCCCUUUUCAGUUUCUACUGUAUCAGUACAUUUUUUUUAAUUGUUUUUGUAACUGUUGUUUUGAAUAUAAUUAUGUUUUUUUGCAAAUAAAAGUGAAAGCGCUGUGUUUAUAA